Messenger RNA from Penicillium nucicola, 522 nucleotides. RefSeq lists its product as uncharacterized. The transcript has a single exon. Bases 1 to 522 code for a protein of 173 amino acids. NCBI's taxonomy places the organism in Eukaryota, Fungi, Ascomycota, Eurotiomycetes, Eurotiales, Aspergillaceae. The record is from RefSeq and is a predicted model, not a curated record.
AUGGCCACGGCUGUCGUUCAUCCCAAAGCCCGAAAGCCCUGCUACAGCAUUAUGGACCAAAAGAAAUUCAGUCAAGCCAUCCAGAAAAGCAUACAAAAGACUCCGGGCGGCAGCAACCCAAAGAUCGGCUACAAAGCACCAGUCUCGCACGAGGACACACUGAAAGGGAUAUCAUUCUAUGCAACCUCUGGCUGUCACGGUGACGGUGGGGGUGCAGUUGUCGAUGUUCUUCGCUCCGACUUCACUGGAAAUGACAAGCUUUGUUCCACGAGCAAAAAUGUGAAGGGUGGAAGGGAUGAUCUGGAAGGCGAUGGAGCAAGUAUGAUCAUCGACGGCAACAUUGGCUCUCUUUGUCAGCUCCACUUCUACAAGAGCCUUGGCUGUGCGAACGACGACACAGACUGGCUGGGCUUUAUGAGUUCCACUGACCAGAUUUCUACGUGUGGAUCUGCUACCAACUCUGAUGGAAAGACAAUCACUGGCAUGCGCUCUUUCAAGUAUGUCUGUGCAGCUUCAAACUAA